AUGGCGGAUAGUUUUCAGAGAUUUUUGAAAAACAAUGGCAUUCAGCACAAGCAAGGUGCUCCAUACCACCCAUCGAUAAAUGGUCUUGCCGAACGUUAUGUGCAAACCUUUAAAAACAAACUUAAAGCAAUUAAUUGUAACAAAAAGUUAAUAAGUCAAGAAUUAUCAAACUUUUUAUUCGCUUACAGACGUGCUAUACAUCCAGCUACUGGGAAAUCUCCAUCAAUGCUCAUGUUUGGACAUCAAAUAAGAUCGCGCCUGGACUUAAUGCUACCAGUUGAAAACAAAAUACAUCGAAAUAAUUUCAAUGAGAACAUCAAACCCAAAUUUGUAUUAAAUGAAAGGGUUGCAGUGCGAGAUUAUUUAUCAGCAGUUAAAUGGAAAUUCGGUAAAGUGAUUGAAAUAGUCGGACAAUUACAUUUCAUGGUGAAGUUAGAUGAUGGGCGAAUCUGGAAAAGGCAUACCGAUCAAAUGCGCAAGGUUGGUGAAGAGGUGAGAUCUAGAGAACUAUUUAUAUGCAACAAGGAAAAUGAUAUCAUUGAGGAGGAGAACGAAGGUCCAAGUACAUCAAUGGAAUUACCAAUUAAACCACAAAGAACCACUAGUAUAGCAACAGAGACAACGGAGGUGCCAAUAGUUUCUGAGGCAGGCGAUGAACCGGCAGCGGAUGCAGGAGGUUCAGGUAAGGAAAAUAAUCAGGAAGUGUUAAGACGAUCAGAGAGACAAAGAAGGAAACCGGAUAAAUGGGGUUACGAGAAGAUGUAA
This is a messenger RNA of Eupeodes corollae, 765 nucleotides long. RefSeq lists its product as uncharacterized. Gene Ontology annotation, molecular function: nucleic acid binding. Gene Ontology annotation, biological process: DNA integration. The transcript has a single exon. The record is from RefSeq and is a predicted model, not a curated record. NCBI's taxonomy places the organism in Eukaryota, Metazoa, Arthropoda, Insecta, Diptera, Syrphidae. Bases 1 to 765 code for a protein of 254 amino acids.